UGUAUUUUUAGCUGAGCCAGGCAUCUUCAUUUGUUUUAGGCUACCUUACAGUCAGUAGUGUACCAAAUUAUCUCAUUCAAUCGUUUUAAAUUACAUCGGACUCUUUACCGCGGAUUUUCCGUUUUUGAUUCCUUAGGAAAUUAUGUUGAAAUCAACAUUGGAAUAGAAAACCCGGGAUUUUGCUGGCGAAGGCUGAAAAUCACAAGAGCCCAUGAGCUGCCCGCCUCAUCCAUGAUGUCCGUGAUGAAACGCAGUGCUGUACUGGCUUUCUGAGACAACCCGCAUUGCUUUUCUAGGAUGAAAUGAAUGAACCAAAAAGCAAUUUAGCUGUAAAAUAGACAGUCAAAGAUAGUGAACGGUUCCCAGCAAGUAUUUGGUUACACGUCUUCUCGCAACGGGAUAGGCUUCUGUGUUCUCUUGGAUUGUGGAUUAAGAAACCUUCAAGACGGACGGGGUGGUGGAGCAUCGUGGGAAAAAUCGGGGCAAUAUGAGAGAGCGGGACUUUAUGCCCAACAUGGAGAGGGGCAAACCUGCUACUUAUACGGGGGACAAAAAGGCUAAGAUGGCUGCGAAGACGAACAAAAAGUGGGUGAGAUUGGCCACUGUUUUCGCAUAUGUAUUGUCUGUGUCCUUAGCAGCCAUCAUUCUAGCCAUUUACUACAGCUUGAUAUGGAAGCCCAUAAGCGCAUCCUCUCCAGCUGGAAAGCCGGGGGUGCACGAGGAUGUCACAACCUCUGAUAACAUCUCAACUAACAUCUCCACAAGCACCAACGUCUCAGACAUUAACUCUACACAGACAGAGCAUUUAUCUGUCAACAAUAUUAGGCUUAACGCAAAGCCUCAGACGAGUGCAUUACACUGGAAGGGCCAAAGCAAGAGCGCCGCCGUCAACUCCGAUGGCGUUUUAUCCCAAAGUGCUCACUCGCAACCUAAAGGUCUCUACGCGUCUGUCCACAGCCACACAACCGCACAAAUGGCCGAGAAUCCAAAGACUGCGGGGAUAGAUAACCAGGCGUCCCAGCCUGCUGGGGACAUUCGGGACCAGUUCCGCACUGGAGCCCAAAACACCAUGGAUGAUAACAUAGAGGAUGAUGCGGACCGACCGGCUACUUCCAGUGAGGAUCAAGUAGGUGCGGACGCUACUUCUUCACCCACAAAGACUUCGCUGCGCACCUCCUCUACGAGACUACAAGGUUUACGUAAAGGACCAGGCCAAUAAACACGAAUCGACCGAAGGGUGUGAGACUUAUGCCGCGGGUCGGAUACAGUAGCCAACACACAGGGGUUGUCGUGGAACAGAUUGAAUAACAGAGGAUGCUGCGAGAAUUGCACUGGCUUCAUGCACGUAUUUUAUUUAUAUCUUAUAUACAAAUAAUCUGAAUGCGUAUGACUGACAGUAAUAGAAAAAACGGCUUCAAAGGAAUAUUGUUAUCCCCUGAAUCUCUAUGCGUUUUCUUUUACCGUAGGUCUACUGUAUGCCUUAAUUGAUGUAUACGUCCUCCUUCCUUUGGACAGUUCCACCAAGGUCAUUUAUUUAUACCCAUAUUAUGGACAAGGGCGUGAUAUAGCCCUACAACUAUAUUUCACUCGUCCAGAAGAUAUGCCUUUGGUUUGCAGGAUAUGUGAACUAGGCAUUACCUAUAGGCCUCCAAUAUUAUUCUUUAUUGCAUAGUUAUAUGAUGGGCCUAGCUAUUGAAUAACAAGACCGAAUUUACAUGGCACUUCGUGUUCUGUAUAUUUCCUUUCACACAGGCCUAAAUCGGGAGUCCUGGUUUAUAGGGGAACCUGUAUUAUUGAGUUGAGCUCAGGUAUGUGCAUAUAAUCAUGCCAAUUAAUUGUGUUUAUGGUCAUGUACAUAGGGUAGAUAUUGUACAUCCUUUGGCCUUGAUCUAACUUUUAGUCCAAUUAGAUACAUUUUAUUAAAACUAUGUUAGCCAAUAUCAUAAGGAAAAUAAACAUCCUUGUAAAAUGCUUAUUUGUUUACAUUUUGUUUAAAAACAUAUACAUGCAAGUCAACAUAAAUGACCCCUUUCAUGUGAAACUGUCUUUUAUUUUCAGAGAUCUGAAAUGUUUAUGUUUUUAAGUUACAUUUGAUACAAGUAUAUGAUAAAUAUAAUUGGAUAGAUGCUGUUCAAAUCAUCUAGUCUAUCCUCUGAUCCUGUAAAUAUGAUACAUUUUAAAUGUUAAGUGAUGCUAUAUCACAAUCCAAACAACACCUUGUUGUUAACAAACCAUUUUGAAGUAGAAUCAGUGCAGAGGGUAGAGGAUGCUGGUGGCCCAGGAUUCUUCAAUUCAAAUUCCCAUUAGCCAACUCUGCAAACAUUCAAAUGUGAAGAUACAUUACUCAUGACAAUGUGUAAUUUGCAGAACUAAAAAAGAGAUUAAAGUUCUUUUGAGAUACUUUCCUGCUGCUGGAUCAGCUGAGAUGUGCGUGGCGAUUAAUUGUGAUUUUAUUGGAGAGGCCAAAGGAAGAUUAGUCAAAAUCAAUUGACAGUUUUUAUAAACGCCUUUUCUGGAAGUGCAUUUGGUGAACAUACCAUGCAAUAUGGAUAGUUGCUCUGCGAAAGUCCAGAUUUGGGUGAGUAACACAUUUGUUUUUAUGUUAUAGCGUUUGAAAACCAGGCUAAUUGGAAUUUGUGUUUAAACAUCCUGGGUGUCAGAGGAGAACCUGUCAUAUUCAUCCUCUCCUCUCUGCCUGGAUUUGAACUCAAGGCCAUUCCACCUGAGCCUGAAUGGAUUCAUUUUAGUAGGCUUCUCAGAUUGUUCUGGCAAUUCUCACAUGGAAAAUUCAGCUGGAAAUAGUCAAAAAGGCUUUUUAAAUGUUGUCUUUGUUACUGUCUGAUGAAAACAGAGAUUUUUCUGGAAAAUGUAAAAAUUAGCAUAUUUUCCUAUUAACUAACAAUUAAUUGAAACUUUUUAAAAUAAAUGUUCUU
This is a messenger RNA of Esox lucius (northern pike), 2933 nucleotides long. RefSeq lists its product as uncharacterized. The record is from RefSeq and is a predicted model, not a curated record. The transcript has a single exon. Lineage: Eukaryota; Metazoa; Chordata; Actinopteri; Esociformes; Esocidae. The coding region runs from base 488 to 1219 and encodes 243 amino acids.